AGCCACAGAUAUCUAGUUUCCCAUCACGAUAAUAUGUUUUAUGUGAAAAUACUUUUCGAACUCACUCUCACAAUGCCCUCUCCCCACUUCCCACCUUCCUCCACAUGAUAUACAAAGUACAAAACCAGGCUCAUUUAUUCUUCUUUUCCAAUAAACGAGUCUUCGCGGUAACGUCGUUCACUGUAAUGUCGUUUUUUGUAUUCGCGGUAAUGUCGUUCGCGGUAUUGUCUCGCGGUAAUGUCGUGUCACGAUCGGAAGAUCAUAUUUCGUUAAACUAUUUUAAACACAGAAAACCACUAGUACAAUUAGCAUUGUAGAUUUGAACAUUUUUUGUUUAAAUUAAACAAAGUUUACCGUUAAAUUCACAAGACUAUUGUCUACUAAGAAAUAUGAAUAAGUUUAAGGGUACCCUCAUCCCCCUCUUUUUUCACCUUGUUGCCAAAAGCGGAGCACACGUCCGACUGAGCUCCAAUUAAUAGCAGAAAUAGAACAUCGAAAACGAAAAUCGAUUUAUUUUUGCCCAGAAUUUUCUGAGAAGUUCUUAUAUGGAUUUUCUGGAAAAUUCCAGUUUUCAUCGGAUCACAUUACGACCCCUCGAAAAAAGGAUCCGAUCGAGUUCGGAUUUUUACCACAGAUACUUCAGACGCUACGAUAUACUUAUAGUGAUAUAUGUAGAUAUACGAAAAAUGCUGAAAGCCAGUGAAAAAAAUCCUUCUCAAGAUAUACAAAAAAUGCUGAAAAUCACGCAAAAAAAGUCAGAUUUUUCAGUUUUUUUCACUGACUUUCAGCAUUUUUCGUAUAUCUCGAGAAGGAGAGUAUGUCUUUUGGAAAAAAAGAUUUGAAUUCUGAGAUAGGGUCUGAAGUAUCUGUGGUAAAAAUCCGAACUCGAUCGGACCCUUUUUUCGAGGGAUCGUAAUGUGAUCCGAUGAAAACUGGAGUUUUCCAGAAAAUCUAUAUAAGAACUUCUCAAAAAAUUCUGGGCAAAAAUAAAUCGAUUUUCAUUUUCGAUGUUCUAUUUCUGCUAUUAAUUUGAGCUCAAUCGGAGGUGUGCUCCGCUUUAGGCAACAAGGUGAAAAAAGAGGGGGGGGUUCCCUUAAGGCUACAACGUGGAACGUUACAAUGGAUCUAAUAUAAGUCGACGGUGUAUCUAGACGCAAUGACACUUUUGCAGAGUUCCACUGUGGUAACCUUAAGUUUUUUCUCAUUUCUUAGUAUACUUUAAGAGUGCAUACAUGAGCUGCAGUGGAAUCUUACCCAAGCAUGAAAUUUCAUAAGAAAUAAGCUAGCUGUUCUUGCUGAAGCAGCGCCCACUUCUCCACUGACUGCCGCUAGCGAAAUGAGUAAAAGUUAGCGGGUGAAGCUAGCGGCCCCCGCUAAUCCGCUUCAGUACUAGUUGCAGCUGGUAUAUAUAAAAUGAAAAAAUUGAACGGAAGAAAACGAAAAAGAAGUUUCUACAUAGAUUCGAACUCUUCAAUCUCAAAUAUAUGUAUUACUUUCUGUUCUGAUGAACUAGUAGCGGUUCCAAAAUGUAACGCAGGUGGUUACUUUUUGAAUAACUAUUGAUAGGAACGACAUAGAGACCUGUGGUUUUCGCUGUUCCAUAGGCAAGACUUGAACGGAGCUUUUCAUAAGCGGCUUUUUUGUGAAAAACCGGUUUUUCUGUGUUACUGGCAAAAAUUAAAAUUCUUAUAUCUUGGUCAAAUCUCAUGCUGACUCAAGGAAAAAGUCACGUUGCUGACUCAAAAAAAGACUUAAGAGGUGCCAUAUAUUGUUGAUCAAGCCGAAAAAGUGGUCCAGCAGAACACUGAUACUUUGAGAUUUUUCAGAAGGUUUCUGGAAAAUCCUAAACUAAUGCCCGGCUGAAAUUCACCUUUUUCGUCUUCGAUUAUGAUUUAUGAGCUGUCCUGAGCGUUUCCUGAAAAUUUCCUUGUGUCAACAUGAGAUUUGACCAAGAUAUAAGGAAUUUAAUUUUUGCUAGUAACAGGUUUUUCACAAAAAAGCCUCUGACGAAGUUAUUUUAAUUAAAAACAAAUAUUGCCACUAUGCUUAGCGUAGUCGAUUAGCUAUAGUCCAUGGCAUUUCAAGCUUCCCAGAAAUGUCUGCUCGCAGAUAGACAUGUGCUCGGGGAAAGAGCCCGGUCCAAACGAUGAUAGUUGGGGAGUUGUGAGUUGCAUAAUUUUGUAGAGCAACGUCCGGACUACCUACGCAUGCAAAAAAUUACUAACAUUGUAUGUUAGUUUUCGGAGAAUGAAGCUAGUUUUCCGAAGAUCCUCUGGUAACCCGGUCUUUAAAACUUUUUCAAAAAUUGUUUCCGCUUAUGAAAAGCUUUGUUCAAGCCUUGGCUAUCGAACAGCGAAAACCUCAGGUUUCUAUGGCAUUCCUGUCAAUAGUUAUUCGAAAGCAACCACCUGCGUUGUAUUUUGGAACCGAUAGUAGUGGAUUGAACUUCAACUUUAAUUAGAUUAUUAUAAUUAGGAUUAUUCACCAUGAAGAAAGCAUUUCUCAGAGUUUAAUGUAGAGACAAUAAUACAGAAAAUUCAGUUUCCAAUACUUUAUUCGAUACGUACAAUGUUCGAGAACGCUUUCUUCAUACUAAAAGAUCAAAAAUAAAUAAAAAAAUCGCAUUUUUACCCUAAAAGAAGUUUUUUCUACACUCGUACCAAAAAGGAGAAAAUAUUGAAAAUUAAAUUUUACACACUAUUGUUUCUAGGUUCAACUCUAAGAGAUGCUUCCUUCGUGGAAAACUAAGUUACUGUAUGCAAUUUCUUAGCUAAUUCGUUACUAGCUGAAGCGGUCGCUAUAGCGCCGGUUCUAUGGUGUGUACGUUUAUGCAGCUGGUUGCAACAGGUAUCGAAACUAGCAUAGCUAACUGUGGCACCCGCUUCAAUAUGGUUACAUUUUUUAUAGCUAGCUGUAGUGGGCGCUACUAGCUUGUUUUUUCAUGCUUGGGCAGUAUUUAACACUCAAAAAUUGACUGAAUACUCAAGUGCUGAGGACUAACACCUUUUAUCCUCAUGGUCUAACAAACUCAGACGUAGAUAAUGAGUUGGACUACCUACUUCAAGCACUGAUUUGCGUAGCAGAAAAAAACUGAGAAUAAUACGCUAAUAAUUUAGCCGAUUUUUUAUUAAUACUCAAUUUUUUUUUAUCGCUCUUCAGUUUUUAUACGGAUGCAUAUGAUUUAUUUUUUCUUAGAGAUAUGUUGAUUCUUCUGUUUCUCUGAGGUUUCGCGUUGUAAUGAAUAUGAUUUAUGUGAAAAAAAAAUUGUUUUGAGGAUAUUUAUUUACUAUAAACGUACACAUUUAAAAACAUGUGAAUUUUUUAACAGUAAAACGAAAGGGAAUAUAUUAAUAUACCAACAUUAUUGAUUUCAUAGCUAUCAACAGAUAUAUAUAUAUAUUGUUAAAUGUCCUCGUUUGAGAAUUUGUCUGACGAUGUUUUAAUGUUAGUAUUCGAACGAAUUGAUGUCUAUAAUCUCUUUUGUUCGUUUUACAAUCUGAACCAUCGUAUUAAUAGUAUUCUUACCGACAAUCGCUUAAAACUUUAUCUAAACACACGAACAGUCGGCCUGGACAUUUAUUUUCGCAAUGUGAUACUAAAGACGAUUAUCGGUGAUCAACUUGUCUCGUUAAGAAUGGCGUUUUAUUCCAAUUUUUAUGCGCUUAACCUCACAAAAUUUGGCUUAUCUAUUCGUUCAUUGACCAUUGAUCAUUGUCAUGCUAAAGAUUUACUGGGUAUUGCAGAAAAUAUGCCUAAUAUUCGUUCCUUCAAUAUAUUGAGUUUAGAUGGCAAAGUUGAUGUGAAAUCAGAUACCACCAUAUGCACUGAAAUGCGUUGGGUGAAAAUAUAUGCACUCAAUGUAUCGUUAAAAACGCUUGAGCAAGUUCAAAAAUUGAUGCCCUACGUUGAAACAUUAUCUAUCACCACUCGACUACCUGAUGAUUAUUUGGUAUUCUAUCAGUUUUGGAAAGAACUAAUAUCAACGUUACUUUUAAACUUGAAUACCUUUGAAUUAAACAUAAUGGCCCUUUAUAGUCAUCAACGAACUGCUAUUAUGGAAGAGUUUGAGAAAGAUGAUUAUUGGUUAUCAAGCCAUGUCAAACUCAAUGUUAAAGUACAGAAUUUACAAGAAAAACCCUAG
Didymodactylos carnosus is the source of this 4141-nucleotide messenger RNA. NCBI's taxonomy places the organism in Eukaryota, Metazoa, Rotifera, Eurotatoria, Philodinida, Philodinidae. The record is from the annotation of a GenBank genome assembly.